CCGCAGCCCUGCAGCACAGGAAGGAGCAGACUCCGGUACCUGGCAGCUAAACCCUCAAACCAAGAGAGGUGGUCGAUUUCAUCAAUAAGCAAAUACUUCGAAAUGGAGUUAGUCCCCACUUCUACUCGAUGCAGCUGUGCAAGUCCUGGAGCGAUAUGGAGAAGAAGUUGCGAGACGUCCUGACUAACUCAGCAGUGGCAGAAGCCACCAAGGAGGCUUGUGCCUGGAAAACCCUGGCCCAGGCAGUGCGCAUGGCUCAGAGGCAGAAGCGGGAACACGCGGAAAAGGUGAAGAAGCUCCAGGAUCAGCUGGACGAGCAGAAGCUGUUCACCAACGUCUUGGUCGGGACGGUGAACAGACUCAGGGAUAUGCAAGAAAAGGAAAAGAAGGCGGCCCAGCUGCAGCUUCAGGAAAGCCUCACAGCCCUUCGUGGAGUGGAGGAAGAGCGAAACCUGCUGAGGAACGAGCUGCUCAGGGCGUCAAUUGCUCAGUCUCAAAAGCAGGACGGAGCUGUGGAAAAUAAGGGGAAGGAGGUGUGGAUGUUUGGAGCAGCAGCAGAAGCUGCAGCAGUUCCUGCUGGGAACAAUUCCAGAAGCACCUGGAAGGGUAAGCAUUACCCCUCCAAGAAGUUCUUGUCUAAAAGGCUUAAGCAAGAAUCUGGUUUCUCUUGCUCUGCAAGACAGGCCGUGAGGGGCAAAGGCGGGGAUUGGGACUGUCAGCAGUGUCAUUCAGUGAAUUUCUCAUGGCGCAAAAAGUGUUUUAAAUGUAAAAACUUCCAGGAUGCCAGGGAAGGUGAACGCUCUGCCCACAAUUAGGGGCCUCAUUAAAUUCUCACA
Molecule: messenger RNA, 836 nt
Organism: Mustela erminea (ermine)
Lineage: Eukaryota; Metazoa; Chordata; Mammalia; Carnivora; Mustelidae
Exons: 3
Coding region: 129-815 (228 amino acids)
Source: RefSeq, a predicted model, not a curated record